Messenger RNA from Closterium sp. Yama58-4, 1770 nucleotides. Lineage: Eukaryota; Viridiplantae; Streptophyta; Zygnematophyceae; Desmidiales; Closteriaceae. The record is from the annotation of a GenBank genome assembly.
AUGUUUGUCCGCCACACGCGUAGCAGCACGGCCGUCCCCGACCGCCAGAAGGAUUUUCCUGUUGUGGUUUUUGCCUCUCAAAAGUCCAAGACGAAUGCGACCAACAGGCUGACCCACCAAUUCUUGGCCCGGCACAUCAACUUCGCGCUCUGCGGUGUUGGUGGUCUUUUUCUGUGGAUUCAUUUCGUCUACGACCUCGUGCCACUGCGAUUCGGAGCGGACAUCAUUCCGCCACUGGACUUCAGCGACCCCCUUCAGUGGUCAAAGAAGCACAUUUUUUUCCCAUUGAGGCACGGAAGGGAACAACUGCAGGAAGAGCUUCCCAUAAAGACCCAUGCGUUUCACCGGUCGGGAGCCCAAGGCCUGAGUGACGAUCGCUGUCCCGACCCCGACAUCAACGCUCUCGGCGGCUGGGAGCAGGGCGAGAUGCGAAAAUCCUACGUCGUGGGAGUUCCGUUUUGGCCGGUCUUGAUGAUGGCCGGAUUCAGUGGGGAGCCGGGAGAUUACUACAUUGGCAGAGCGCACGCUAAACUUGACAAUCCAACCGAGUGGGAACAGUUGCAAAACCUCUUCAAGCUGUUCAUCUUCCCGCGCCUCGAAUCUGAUUUGGCUAAGGUCGAUAAGUACAACCGCGACAAUCCGGAUAAGCCGCACCACUCUGGCAGAAGUUUUUUGGAGGCUCUUGCAAACCCUGGGCGAGACAUCGUGGCACAGGACCUUGCCAUGUGGUGGUUCUACUGUCCUGAUCACGACCAUCUGUUCGACGGUACAAGACGGCCAUGCCAGUGCCCGCGCCACCCGUACACGGACAUGAAUCCGCUCUGCCGCCACCCUCUGUUUCAGAAAUGGGCCAUCAAAGUGGCAAUCAUGCACAAGGCUGGCAUUGAACUUCGUGAAGCCAGAGGCAGCUCUGCAGCCGCUGAUGCGAUCUACAAGCUGAACUCAUCCCGAAAGUAUCAGCAGCUCAUGGUGGAGAACAACCUGUACCGGACGGAAUGUGGUCAGAAGGAUCACGAGAUCGGCGAGCUGAAGAACAGGCUCGCUGAAACCGAAGAGAGGGAGAAGAAGACGGCCGCUGAAAACAAGCAGCUCAAAGAGGAGCUGGCUGCUCUGAAGGCGCGUGCAGGGAGCAGCGCGAACGCACAGGCUGCUGAUCGAGGGACGGGCUCGUCGACAAUGGAGGAAGCUGGUGGGGAGGCUCCGAAGCCCCAGAAGGCACAAGUCACCACUCCAAUGCAGGCAUUUUUUGACCUUGUCGUUAAACCCUGGCGGGACUCGGAGACGGUCGCAGAGGCAUGGGAACACUGGGUGAAGGUGACAUUUUUGAUGGACGAAAAGACUCUCCGCCAGCUGUCGUCCGAAAAAAGUUUCUACCCCACUUUCUCGUACAUUGAGAAGGGUGUGAAGGACGAUACUGUCGACAAAAAAAUGAAGCGGAUGAGGAACGUGAUGCUCACCGUCGAGAAGUACAGGGCUAAUAAAUCGGAGGAGGCCACCCGAGAUGCCAUUGCGAAGAUCCAAAAGGACGUGGUGGAUCGGAGUUCGAUCAGCGCUCUGGCGGAUGGCGUGAUUCUCGGAAACGAGCCACCUCCGAAGAGGGAUAAUCCCGGCAAGGAUAAGACGACGGAGAACAAGCGCCGCAAGGUCGGGUACCUCCUCUUCGCCGCCCAGAUGGAAGGUGACGUGUGGGGAGAGAAGAUGUUUGGGGAAGAUGUUUGGAAGCAGAUCAAGAUCGACGAGCCAAAGAAGCUGGCUAAACUGAAGAAGUAG